Mixia osmundae IAM 14324 is the source of this 2340-nucleotide messenger RNA. RefSeq lists its product as uncharacterized. The record is from RefSeq and is a predicted model, not a curated record. The coding region runs from base 1 to 2340 and encodes 779 amino acids. The transcript has 5 exons. Gene Ontology annotation, molecular function: hydrolase activity. Lineage: Eukaryota; Fungi; Basidiomycota; Mixiomycetes; Mixiales; Mixiaceae.
AUGAAGCGAGAUUUCUCUCUCGCAGAGGAUGAGAGGACAAACGACGAAGUGCUGUCGACUCGCAAGGCCGCAAAGCUCUACCAGCAUCAGCUCAAGCAGGCUGAAGAGAGGCGCACCAGCGAGGCCAAGCUGGCCAAAGAUCUCAGGGAACAGCAAGAUAUCGAGUCUGGUCGUCGCUCGGCCCUUGAUCGACCCGACGGCGACGGCAAGGAUGACGACGUUGCCUCACUCGCAUCAACCGCACCUUCAGCCAACCCCACUCUGGAGGAGCCUUCGACCAAAGAAGCCAACGGCAGCAAUGAGAGCGUCAAGGGCGAGGACGAGGGCGAGUACACGUCUGAUCUCGACGAUCAGCCGACCCUGCUCUACCUUCACGGAGGAGCAUACUUUCUAUGCAGUGUGGACACCCACAAGUACUUGAUCUGGCGCAUGGCACGCAAAAUCGGUGGGCGCGCCUUUGCAGUCACCUACCGUCUCGCACCCCAAUUUCCAUUUCCAUGCGGCCUGCAAGACUGUUUGGCCGCCUAUCUCUAUCUGAUCAGACCUCCGCAAGGCGCAAAGCACAAGCCGGUCGAUCCGAGCAAAAUCAUCAUUGGUGGUGAUUCGGCCGGCGGUGGCAUGACACUUGCACUGCUCUGUCUCCUCCGUGACAUGAAUCUGCCCAUGCCUGGCGGAGGACUGUUGAUCAGUCCCUGGGUCGAUCUCUGCCACUCCUUCCCGUCGAUCAUCCAGAAUACAGCAACGGACAUCUUGCCGUCCUUUGGGUUCAUGAACAAACCUUCGACGCUCUGGCCACCGCCUGACGAUCAGCAAAACGACGAGAAGCAGGCAAAGCGACAGGCAACGCUCAAGAUGGUUGCCACUCAGCAGCCCUCCAAGCCGACGACAGACUUUCACAAGCAGCCACCCGGGCCGACGAAGGAUGCCAUCAGGUGCCCAAAGGAUUCCGACGUGGCUAAGCAGCAUCUUGCGCGUUCUAAAUUCAAGCCUCAGCUGCCCGCCUUCGAAGACGGCGCGCAAGUCUUCGAGCCGCCUGGCGUCGUGGCUGCUCCUAUCGGUGAUAAGAAGCUCGUCAUCAACGAACAGGUCCAGCUCUACGCGACCAAUGACCAGCUUGCGCAUCCAUACGUCUCGCCUGCACUAGCGCCAACGUUGGGCGGCCUGCCCGAUCUCUACAUUCUUGCGGGCGAGAAAGAAGUCUUGAGAGACGAAAUAAUCUAUCUCGCUCAUCGCGCAGCUCGGCCACACAAGUACCCGCUACGACAAGAGCUGCUUGCUGCCAAUCCCGAGCGGGCGGCCAAGUUGAACAAUUACUUGCCAACGCGCGUGCAUUUACAGGUGUACGAUGACGCGCCGCACGUCUUGCCACUAUACUCAUGGACAACGCCUGCCAAGUUCGCUUUCAGAGCUAUGGCCUCAUUCAUGAAGUUCGCAACGCUGCCGGCGAAUGUACUUUCGCCAGUGUCUGCAACAGGCAUGGAAAUACCCGGCAUCGACGAUUCGACAAAUAGCAUGAGCACAUCAAGCAACGCACCCCUAGACGAUAUCCAUCCCACCCUCGAGCGGAAAAUCUCUUCGUCUGUCAGUCGCGGAUCACAACCCAGCGACAGGUCACGCACAGGUAGCAGUGAUCUCUUCGGCAAGCAAGCUCGACGGUGGAAGAAGCAACAAGCAGAGAUGAAGACGAGUAUCUAUUCUGCAGUGCAGCCCUUCAAUAGACCCGAAUACAAAGAUUAUAUGAUCAGAGAGCGCGUCGCGAUCGAUGGUACAGUUCGUGAUCUAGAGCCAGAAGAAGAGCUGCCAGCCCUUCAGAUCAAGCCUGAGCAGCUUGGCGUCUUUGGCGAAGGCCCACUUGAGCGGUGGAUGGAAGGCAAGCAGAAGUGGUCCAAGCGGUUCAAGCGAACGUACGAGCGCGUCGAGCGCCGCAGGGAGCACAACUUGCGCAAGGCGAUCAAGGCCGAAGAGCGAAGACUGGCCGGAAGACGAGCAGAGAUAGAGAAAACGGGCGAUGAUGGCGUGAUGUCGCUUGUUCGACGACACGAUACGCCUGAACAGAAAGCGAACGAUCGCGGUCAGCUGAUCGGCAGCUGGGAUAUGCGCGAGCAGCGACCGCCGCCGAGCUCAAUCGCUGCACGAAAGGACACUAAAGAAGCGCUCGCAUUAGCGCAGGCACUCGACACGCAACGCAAAUCACGACUGCAUCCUAUCGCCCUCUGGAACGCUGUCAACGAGAAUGAAUUCCUCGGCAAAGUCAUCGACAAGGCCGACGAUGCGAAGCGUGCAAAGAACAAAGGUCGUCGCGAAGCACAAGGACAAACGCAAGCAGACGACUCUGACUGA